Messenger RNA from Sinocyclocheilus grahami, 3988 nucleotides. RefSeq names its product zinc finger protein 536-like. The record is from RefSeq and is a predicted model, not a curated record. The transcript is spliced from 5 exons. Bases 276 to 3611 code for a protein of 1111 amino acids. Gene Ontology annotation, molecular function: RNA polymerase II cis-regulatory region sequence-specific DNA binding; DNA-binding transcription factor activity, RNA polymerase II-specific. Gene Ontology annotation, cellular component: nucleus. Gene Ontology annotation, biological process: regulation of DNA-templated transcription. Lineage: Eukaryota; Metazoa; Chordata; Actinopteri; Cypriniformes; Cyprinidae.
CGUGUGAGGAAAGAGAGGAGGAGGAGGAGAAGAUAGAGAGGGCAGAAGGGAGGGGGCAUCGGCGUAUGCUUGUAUACAACUACCCCCGAUUUCCAUUUUUCCCCCUAACUCCUAAUGUAUUUAAUUCAAGUGAAACGUAAUCAUGACGUGUGUUGUCAUUAAUCUCCUCGCCGCCUCUCCCGGGACUGUUGGAGGUGGUCAGGCAGAUUGCCACCAUCAGAGUGCACCCUCUUUAAUUCAAGGAACUGAAGCAUGGCAUAGACACAUCAACAAGUAUGGAUUCCCCACCAGAGAGUAUGCUGGCUCUUUCCUGUGAGCCCCCAUUGUCUCCUCCCUCCAUGCCGUCCCUGGACCACAGUCCCCAGUUCCUACCCCAGAGUCCUCAAUCUACCCCUUCUAGCCCUCAAACUGAACUCUAUGCUCCAGUAUCACCCUGCCCCCUUCCUGAGGCCAGCCUCCAAAAUGAGGAGGAGGAUGAGGAGUUGUCAAUGCCCCCAUCACCCACCCCAGCGGUGGCGCUGUUUCCUGGUGAAUUGGAGCUUGGCAGUCCCUCAUCAGACAUCAGCCCCCCAGCCACACCAUUAGCACCUUUUCCUGGUUUUGGAGCUCUGGAACAGGCGAUCUCCUCUGGUCAAAUUACCACCUGUGAUGAUGAGCUGGAUCUUCAGCUUUUCAACAAUGAGGGCAUGGCUGUCCCCGGAGGGACAAGCUCUGGGCCUGGCCUAAGGUUCCCGUGCCAUGUGUGUGGAAAGAGGUUCCGCUUCCAGAGUAUUUUGUCUCUGCAUGCUCGAGCACACAGUUUAGACAGGGAGCGUCAAGCUUCAGCUUCCUACCGGACCACACAUGCCAAACUGCAGCAAAACCAUGUGGGCGACAGUGUAAUCCAGAAUCUCAACAACAGAGAGCUUGGGCUGAAACAGAGUUCAUUAUCUGGGUCAUUACAAAAGAGUAUAGAUGAAGACAUGGUUCCAGAGGAACCUCUUCAAACUGCUAGCAGCCCUCAGUUCCUCUUUGAAGGAACCACAGCCCUGACUCCACCUCUAACAGAGGAAGCACCAAUCUCAACUUCCUUCUCUCCACUUGGCCAUGCCCACUUGGAAGACAACACCCCCUCCACAGCUGCUUCUGCCUUCCGGUGUCAUGCUUGUAAGGGUAAGUUCCGUACAGCUUCAGAGCUGGCACGUCAUGUGCGGAUCCUCCACAACCCCUACAAAUGUACAAUGUGUCCCUUCUCAGCCAGUCAGGAGGAAAGCCUGGCUGCCCAUCUGCAGGAGAGCCACCCACCUGAGGAUCCUGUCAUUGAAACGGUUUUCCCUUCUCCCCCUAUAACAGCACCAACAGAGACUCCUCCCUCACAAAUACCAGUUGUUCCAGCUUUCCGAUGUGAGACAUGCGGACAGCGUUUUACUCAGUCCUGGUUUUUGAAAGGGCACAUGCGGAAGCACAAGGACUCAUUGGAUCACAAGUGCCAGGUGUGUGGCCGUGGCUUCAAGGAACCUUGGUUUCUAAAGAACCAUAUGAAGGUUCAUCUCAACAAACUGGGCCUCAAAGCUGGAUUGGGAAAUCUGGGCCCGGCUGGAAAUGAGCAAUCCAAAGGUCCAGCAAGCACACAAGUGCUGGGGGCCCUGUAUUCUAACUUGCUCCUGGCUCGCAGUAUGACUGGUGGCGGUGGUUCAGGAAGUCGCACGGAGCGGUCAGAUGCCAGUGCAGGCUCAAGCAAAUCCUCUAUAUUAGGUUAUUUGGGCUUACCCAACGACAACAGCAAUGGAAGUUGCAUGGAGCGCCUUCAGGCAGUGGCACAGAUUGCAGGAAUGGGUAAUGGUGGAGGACGGGGAGGGGACGCAGCAGACGGAGCAGACAAGGCAGCCAUGUGGCAGCUGGUUGCUCGCAGUCUGGUAGCAGCACAGCACAACCAUCAGCAACAGCAGCAGCGAUCUCAUUCACACCAUGAGCUACCUUCCUCACGAGGCACCGUUGCUGGGGAAGCCAAGCAGUUGAGGGCCUACCUAGGUGGAUUGGGUUCUAGAGAGGAGCUAGAGGGAUCUAGUCCACCUUGGGAGUGUCCAGAUUGCGGCAAGCUGUUCAGAAGCCUUCAGCAGGUGGUUGCUCAUGCCCGUGUCCAUGUCCAGAAAUCACAGAAAGAUCAAAGUCCCCGAGGGGGCAUGUCCAGGGAAGAGGACAUUAUAAACAGAGUGAGUGGAGCUCAGGCAACAGGUGGAGUAGGAGGAGGACAAAUAACUAGUGACAAUGAAGGAAGGCAGGAGGGAAAGCAACUACCAUCAGGAGUCGGGACAGCUGGGAGCUUCCAUUCUGUCAUAUCACAUCUUUCUGGUCAGAAUGGUCUAAGGGGGUCAUCCUCUUCCACUUCAUCUUCAAGAGAGCCUGUUCAGGGAACAGGGAUGAAGGAUUGCCCCUACUGUGGUAAAGCCUUCCGGUCUUCCCAUCACCUUAAAGUGCACCUCCGUGUACACACAGGUGAGAGACCAUACAAAUGCCCACACUGUGAUUAUGCUGGCACCCAGUCCGGCUCUCUCAAGUACCACCUUCAGCGUCAUCAUCGUGAGCAAAGGAACGCUAUGGCAACCACCACAAAUUCCCCAUCACUGAGCUUCCCCUCUCUGACUGGCUCUCCUCAUGAAGGGGUGAAAAAGCGCCGUCUCCCCUCCAUGUCCCAGUCUUCUUUUGGGAGGGAUCCUGGAGAGGCUCCUUCUUCAAGGCACAGUCGGUCAUGGGCUGCAAGCCCGCCAGAGAAGGAGGGCACUACUGCAUCUGGACGUCAAAGAGAGGGAGACGUGGAGAGUCAGUAUCUCAGUCUGUCAGGAAUGAUGGGUACACUCUUUGCUGGCGGUCUAGAACCAAGUUGGAUUGGGGAGGUACCACCUCCGAAAAUGCCCAAAGUGUCUCGACGAAAACCCCUUACUACAAGCCGCAUGAUGUCAGCAAAUGGCUACCAGAGCGGGAUGAAGUCCAGUGGGUCCCAGGAAGGAGGCUUUGAACCUCUGGACCUUUCCCGCCGCCCUUUACAAGAUGAAGGGGGAGUGAGUAGUUCUAUAGGUGGACCAUCAGGUGGCUCUAAAGGAGGGAAUGACAUCCUCAAUCAAUGUGUCUUCUGUCCCUUCCGGACCUCUUCUGUUGAGCUGAUGGCCAUGCACCUUCAGGUUAAUCACACCAGCAAGUCUCGUCGCAAGAGGGGAGCCCCUCUCGCUUCCACCAAUCAUUCUCCAAGACUAACUUUGGCUGGGCCGGACCAUGAUCCACUGGCUUUAUGGAAGUUCCUGGGUGCAGAGGAUGGAGUAGCAUCCCCUGAGGAUUGGGUCUUGUCCAAGACAAGAGCUGAGAACAGAGUCAGCCCAGAGAACAGGAACACAGAGGACAGUUUUGAACUGACCCCUGGAGCUGUGGGAAGCGUCGGUGCCACAGAGAAGGGACUUAAUAUGAGAGAGGACCUGGACGAGGAAGAUGAGCAAGUUGAUGAGGAGGAGGAUGACCUGGAAGCAAAUGGCAGCUUUGGAAGUGUACCACAGUAUCAGAGCAGAAGGGCUGGGUUUAUUUCAUCAGACCUCGCGGCUGAGGAUCUGCUCAAGGAGGAGGAAGGUGUCUUGGGGAAAUAACAUCUAACAAGCGCCCUGGAUGAGUUUGGACAUAGCAGCAGGAGAUAAAUAUUUGGGGAAUACAGUUGUCCAGGGUCCCUCUUAUCAUUCAAACAAAGGGCAGACCAGUCGCUAUGCUAACAUACUGUACAGUAUCAGUAAACAGAUAACCUGCAAAAGUAUUUAAAUCAAACAUUCCCCUUAAUAUAUCCUCCUAGCCCCCUUGGUUAGUGAUCGAUUACCUCUACACACACACACACACACACACACACACACAGAGAGAGACUCUUAAUCACAUAGAGAUAUCCAGUAUUGUAUGCUAGUCUAAGCCUGCCUGUCUCGGGGCCUUCUUGAACACUGUUCUCUUGUUCCUGUCUUCUUGUCAGUGAACGCAAUUC